Drosophila busckii is the source of this 945-nucleotide messenger RNA. It is a transcript of the gene ro, whose product is annotated as homeobox protein rough. Gene Ontology annotation, biological process: regulation of DNA-templated transcription. The transcript is spliced from 3 exons. NCBI's taxonomy places the organism in Eukaryota, Metazoa, Arthropoda, Insecta, Diptera, Drosophilidae. Gene Ontology annotation, molecular function: DNA-binding transcription factor activity, RNA polymerase II-specific; DNA binding. The coding region runs from base 1 to 933 and encodes 310 amino acids. The record is from RefSeq and is a predicted model, not a curated record.
AUGGAUAUAGAUGUUGCUAUUGUAAGCCCAACUCCCACACCCAUACAAACUAUAGUUUCCACACCGCCACAGCGUCCUUCGUCUCCUCGACAAUUCUUCGAACGUCUUUACGGACAUCUUGAGACACGUACGCACAACAGCGAAAAUAGUGACAUCGAUGUGGGCACAACUCACAUCGAAACGGCAUAUCAAAGCGAUGGAGGCAGUGUAUCUUCGCCGGAUAUUUCAAUCAGUGAUAAGCAGCGCGUCUCAAUGGCGAACUUUCCAGCCUAUGAUUUAUAUACAGCUCCGCCGGAAUACAAUACACAUCAUCGUGGCAUAACGACAGGCAGCACACCAGCGGCUUUGCCUUUUCCAGGUUUUCCAAGCGAGGCUCACAUCAACGCUGGAUUUUCAGCAUUUCUGGCACGACGCCGACGCAAAGAAGGACGGCAGCGUCGGCAGCGCACCACAUUUAGCACAGAGCAGACACUGCGCCUGGAGGUGGAGUUCCAUCGCAAUGAGUACAUUUCCAGAAGCCGCAGAUUCGAGCUAGCGGAAACGUUACGUCUGACGGAGACACAAAUCAAAAUAUGGUUUCAAAAUCGUCGUGCUAAGGACAAGCGCAUUGAGAAGGCGCAAAUUGAUCAGCACUAUAGGAACUUUGUGGUGGCCAAUGGUUUUAUGAGCACAAUUAUGGGCCAAACGAGUUACGCGACGUCUGCCCCGGUUGGUGUGGGUGUGGGUUACUAUGCUGCGCCGCCGCCUCCAGCUCUGCAGACAUUGCUGCCCGCAACAAUGCUAAAGGACAACGGAGAAGCGCUCGUAAAUAACUUGAGCCAUAAGGACGAUGGCUAUCUUGACAGCGAGGAGCAGCAGCAGCAUAGAGUAGAUUCCUCGGUUCAACAGCGACGCCGCUAUGUGCCACAGCAAACGCUUGUCGAUUCGUGUUAGCAUUAGUUUAUG